Molecule: messenger RNA, 1428 nt
Organism: Hemisphaericaspora subhashii
Lineage: Eukaryota; Fungi; Ascomycota; Pichiomycetes; Serinales; Debaryomycetaceae
Gene: HBR3
Product: rRNA-binding endoribonuclease
Exons: 1
Coding region: 1-1428 (475 amino acids)
Biological process (GO): ribosomal small subunit biogenesis; maturation of SSU-rRNA
Cellular component (GO): preribosome, small subunit precursor
Molecular function (GO): RNA endonuclease activity
Source: RefSeq, a predicted model, not a curated record
AUGCCAGAAUCCAAGAGAAUCCAAGCAGUAGUCCUUGAUGCGGGUCCUCUCAUUACCCAAACUGCAUCAAAUUUACAACAAUAUGCCGAUGAAUUUUAUACCACCCCAGGAGUUCAUGGUGAAUUAAAGGAUGAACAUUCAAGACAACAAUUAUUAUUAUGGGGCAAUAAAUUAAAAAUAAGACAUCCUAAAGCAGAGUUCAUUCAAAAGGUUAUAAGUUUUUCUAAAUUGACUGGUGAUUAUCAGGUUUUGUCUGUGAAUGAUUUGCAUAUUAUUGCACUUUCUUAUGAAUUGGAAUGUGAAUUAAAUGAUGGUGAUUGGAGGUUGAGAAAAUUUCUUGGUCAAAAAUUGGAAUUCUUGAAAUCGAAGAACGGAGAAGAAAGUAAAGAUAAAGAUGUUGCGCAAGAUGGGGGAAGUGGGGAUUCCGGCAGUCAACAGGUUGAUACUGUGGUUGUUGAAAGUGCUCCAACUAAGAAACCACGUCGUAGAGGGGGGAAGAGACAAAGAGAAAAGAGAGAAGCUGAAUUAAAGAGACUCUUAGAAGAGCAAGGAAACCAUAACCAAGAGGAAGCAGAAGCUAUAGAAGAAGUUAAAGAAGAAGUAAAAGAAGAUGUGGAUAACAAGCCAAUCGAAGAGCAACCCGAAGAAGAAGUUCUAGUUCCAGUGAAAGAAGAUGAAAACGCAGUUUCAUUAGAAGAGGAAUAUGAUGAAGACGACGAUGAUGGUGAUUGGAUAACACCUGAAAACUUACAAGAAGAAAUGUUAAAGGAUACCAAUGAAGAAAUUCAAGAAAGUAACAAAACUGGACCAUUUAUUAAAAUUGCUUUAGCAACCGGAGAUUUCGCAUGUCAGAAUGUAGCAAUGCAAAUUGGUCUUAAUCUUUUGAAUGCAAUGUCAGGUAAACAAAUCAAAAGGGUUCGUAAUUAUAUGUAUAGAUGUCAUGCAUGUUUCCGUUUAACUCCAAUGUCAAAAGAGGGUAAACCAAAACAUUUCUGUCCAAAAUGUGGUGGAAACACAUUACUUAGAUGUGCAGUUUCAGUUGAUAAUGUCACGGGUAGAAUUACUCCUCAUCUUAAGGCUAAUUUCCAAUGGCAUAAGAGAGGUCAAAAGUUUACUUUACCAUCUCCAUUAAGUAAGAAUCAACAAAGAUUACAAGGAAAUGCUGGAUAUCAACAUAAUAAACAAAGUCGUCAUAAAUCCUUACAAGAUCCAUUGAUUUUGAGAGAAGAUCAAAAGGAAUAUCAACAAGCUGUUAAGGAUGAUGAUUGGCAAAGAAGACAGAAUGAAAAGAUUCUUCAAGAAUGGAUUGGAGGUGGAAGUGCUGAUAAUUUCAUUUCUCCAUUCAGUUCUGUUAAUACGAUUAGACACUCUGGGGUUAAAGUGGGUAGAGGAAGAUAUGUUAACUCUUCUAAGGGAAAGAGAAAGUAA